AUGGACCCAACAUCUCCUUCCAGAUGGACUGCCUAUCUUCAGAUAUUAGCUGGUCACUUGAUGAUCUUUGAUACCUUUGGCUAUAUUGGAUCUUGGGGCCUCUUUCAAUCCUAUUACAUUUCUACCUUGGGCCGCUCGCAGUCAGACAUAUCUUGGAUUGGAAGCAUUCAACUCUUACUCGUCUUUUUCGUCGGUACCUUCUCGGGGCGCAGCCUUGAUGCAGGAUAUCUCCGUAUCACGUUAGCCAUAGGAUGCGCCCUCCAAAUCCUGGGGAUAUUCGCUGCGGCUUCUGCCACCACGUACUGGCAACUUUUGCUGGCGCAAGGCAUCUGCGUAGGUCUUGGAGAUGGACUCAUCUUUUGUCCCAUGAUCUCUCUCAUCAGCACAUACUACGAUGACAAGAACAGAGCAUUGGCCGUUUCCUUUGCUGCCGCUGGCGCUGCCACAGGUGGAAUGGUGUUUCCAGCCAUUGCUAAGCAGCUACUCCCGCGUCUUGGAGAACCUUGGUCGGUGCGAGUGAUGGGAUUUGUGUUUGUAUUCAACUCGGCAAUUACUCUGCUCGUCGUGAAGCCAAGAGUGGCGGCAAGAAAGUCCGGCUCUCUUGUUGAAUGGACGGCCUUCAAAGAGCUUCCUUACUCACUCUACGCUAUUGGCAUCUUCUUAACCCUCUGGGGUCUCUACUUUGCCUAUUACUAUAUUUCAAUAUUCGGCUCCCACGUCAUCCACGUUCCACCCGCCCAGUCUUUUUACCUCAUCAUCGCCAUCAACGGUAUCGGAAUUCCAGGACGCAUCUUCCCAGCCUGGCUCGCAGCCCGCGUCAUCGGCAAUGCACUACAUGUGUUGAUCCCUCUUACAUUUGGUGCAGGAGUGCUUUUGUACUUCUGGAGGCUGGUACACUCAUACUCGGGCCUCUUGGCAUGGAUCAUUGUCUACGGUUUCUUUGCAAACGCCGUGCAGAGCCUCUUUGUGGGUAGCGUGGGCAGUUUGACCAAGGACCGCCAAAAGAUGGGCGUCCGGGUUGGUAUGAUUUUCACCAUUGUCAGCUUUGCUUGUCUCACUGGUCCGCCUAUAGCCGGUGCACUGAUUGACCUUGGCGAUGGCGAUUUCCUCUACGCUCAGAUCUUUGGUGGAACCGCUGUAGUCCUUGGAUCAUGCGUUCUCACAGUGGCUGCUAUCGCGAGUAGUCGCGAAACCAAUUGGGAUGCAAAGAAGUAG
Trichoderma harzianum CBS 226.95 is the source of this 1215-nucleotide messenger RNA. RefSeq lists its product as hypothetical. Gene Ontology annotation, molecular function: transmembrane transporter activity. The transcript has 2 exons. Gene Ontology annotation, biological process: transmembrane transport. Lineage: Eukaryota; Fungi; Ascomycota; Sordariomycetes; Hypocreales; Hypocreaceae. The record is from RefSeq and is a predicted model, not a curated record. The coding region runs from base 1 to 1215 and encodes 404 amino acids. Gene Ontology annotation, cellular component: fungal-type vacuole membrane.